Clonostachys rhizophaga is the source of this 1152-nucleotide messenger RNA. Lineage: Eukaryota; Fungi; Ascomycota; Sordariomycetes; Hypocreales; Bionectriaceae. The record is from the annotation of a GenBank genome assembly.
AUGCGUGCCGGAAUUAUAGGAGUGCUUGCAGGCAGCGUCAACUUGGCGCUAGCCACCAAGUUCUGGACCAACUCCAGUAUCCCAGCCGUAAUUCCGUCUACUACUUGGACCACCGAGGUUGUUACAGCCGUGACAACAUACUGCCCAGCACCUACUACCGUCACAUACAACGAUCAGACAUACACGGUCACCUCUGCCACUACUCUCACCAUUACCAACUGCCCCUGCACAAUCAGCCGACCUGUUACAACCGUCCCUGCCCCGGCUACUACCACCAAAGUCAUCACAGCCAUUACCACAUAUUGUCCAGAGCCGACAACACUCACGUUUACUGACACAACAAUCACUGUCACCAGUCCAACUACUCUUACCGUCCCCUGCAGCCCAACCACUGUUACCAUCCCCGUCAAGCCUACUACAAGCACCCCGGCUCAGCCCAGCAGCAGCUGUGUCGAUACCUGCAACGAUGCUUAUAACAAGUGUCGUAUCCAGCCCGGUGCCAACCGCUCAACCUGCGCAGCCCAGUAUGCCAGCUGUCUUGGCUACAACCCAUUUGCUGGAAACGGAACCCUCGUUACCCCAACCGCCUGCUCUCAGGCGCCUCCGCCUCCUGUGAAGACCAGCAGCGGCUUCUUCCCCAACGGCACUGUCACGACAACCACCACCGUCGUCACUGCCAUCACCACCUACUGCCCAGUCCCCACAACUCUGACCUACAACAGCCAGACCUACACUGUCACGCAGCCGACUACGCUCACAAUCACCAACUGCCCAUGCACGGUCGUGACCACCAAGCCUGUCGUGCCAGUCGGUCCCACGUCCACCAACGGUCCCUUCCGACCUACCAGUGUCGGCGGCUCGCAGCCGAGCGGCUCCUCUCAGCAACAGCAGCCUGCGCCAAGUGGUUCCUCGCAGCAACAGCAGCCUACGGUUUCCGGAUCUCAGACCAGUGCCGGUGGCCCGAACCCAAGCGGUUUCACGCAGCAGCCUGCGGUCUCCGGGUCUCAGACUAGCGCUGGCUCACCUGCAAACCCCAACCAGACGCCCACCGGGGGCAAUGCUCCCGCUCAGACUACUGCCGUCCCCGCUGGCGCAGGAUCAGUCGGCCCUGCCAAGGUCCUAUUGGCCAUCGGUGUCGUUGCUAUGCUCUAA